GGUGAAGAUGAUAAGAAGGUUGAGGUCACCCUUGGCCGAGUUCUUUCACGCCAGCCUGGGAUCGUCGGUCGGAAUACUUGCGUUGUCGGUGCGACAUCGGAGCACGAUGAGUGGAAGGGUAAAGAACUGGUCGUCAAGGUCAGUUGGCCUGCUACCAGUCGAAAAUCGGAGACAGAGUUUGUCAUUACAGCCAGAGAGAAGGCGCGAUCCAUGCCGGAAGGGAAAAGGCCAGAUUGGGCCUUAGACCAUUUGCCCGACAUUCUCCUUUCUCAAGACUUUAAUCAUGGCGCGGAUUCUACUCAGGCGAAUCUCGUGGCCUUCUUUGCAAAAGCUAUGUUCGCAGAGGCGGAAAAGUUCGAGUAUGAAAAACGCAUCUGUCGAAUUACAGUCCAGGAGAGGCUGUAUCCUCUUGAAGAACUGCGGACGGUUCAAGAAUAUGCUCAGGUCUUUUUUGAUAUUUUGCAGAUUCACAAAUGGCUGUAUGAUCACCCAGGAAUCCUCCACCGUGACAUCAGUCCCGGGAAUAUCAUGUGGCGCCGCACUGUCGACGGUCAUUUACGCGGGGUCCUCAAUGACUUUGACUUGUCCGCCUACCGACAUGAGACUGGCCCUUCAUCGCGUCAGCGCACCGGUACUCUACCCUACAUGGCGUUCGAACUCCUCAUCAACGACGAAAAUGGUCAUCCACCAAAGCAUCUCUAUCGACACGAUGUAGAGUCCAUCUUCUACGUCAUUCUCCUCCUCUGUUGUCGUUACGAGGUUGUGGCUAACCAAGAUCUUGACGGACGCCCGAUCCUGGAA
Guyanagaster necrorhizus is the source of this 801-nucleotide messenger RNA. RefSeq lists its product as uncharacterized. Gene Ontology annotation, molecular function: protein kinase activity; ATP binding. Lineage: Eukaryota; Fungi; Basidiomycota; Agaricomycetes; Agaricales; Physalacriaceae. Gene Ontology annotation, biological process: protein phosphorylation. The annotation marks the transcript as partial. The record is from RefSeq and is a predicted model, not a curated record. The transcript has 2 exons.